Metarhizium robertsii ARSEF 23 is the source of this 1056-nucleotide messenger RNA. Its product is annotated as oxidoreductase. Lineage: Eukaryota; Fungi; Ascomycota; Sordariomycetes; Hypocreales; Clavicipitaceae. The record is from RefSeq and is a predicted model, not a curated record. Gene Ontology annotation, biological process: NADPH regeneration. Gene Ontology annotation, molecular function: oxidoreductase activity; nucleotide binding. Bases 1 to 1056 code for a protein of 351 amino acids. The transcript is spliced from 2 exons. Gene Ontology annotation, cellular component: cytoplasm.
AUGACGCAGCCCAUUGGCGUCGCCAUCAUCGGCAGCGGCCUCUUCGUCAAGGCCGAGCAUCUCCCGGCCGUCCUGGGCAACGCCAGGCUCGACCUCAAAGCCCUCUACUCACUCUCGCUCAAGUCGGCCCAAGAGACGGCCGGCCAGAUCAAGGACGCGCCCCAGCCGGCCCUCUACGCGGAAGACUCCCCCGGCAGCAAGUACGCCGACCUCCUGCGGCGGGAGGACGUGCAGGCCGUCAUCGUCGCGCUGCCCAUCGUCUCCCAGCCGGCGUACGUGCGGGCCGCCCUCGCCGCGGGCAAGCACGUGCUCGCCGAGAAGCCCAUCGCCGCGGACGUGGCCACGGCGCAGGACCUCAUCGCGUUCCACGAGAGCCUGGCCCCCGGGCGGCCGAUCCUCGCCGUGGCCGAGAACGUGCGCUUCGCCCCGCGGCUGCUGUACGCGGCCGGGCAGGCCGGCGCCCUCGGCAGGGUCACCCACUUCUCCGUCCGGGUCGCGGGCCUCACGGGCCCGGACAACAAGUACUACGGGACGAGCUGGCGCGCGAGGCCGGCCCACCAGGGCGGGUUCCUGCUCGACGGGGGCGUGCACCACGCCGCGGCGACGCGGCUGUUCCUCCGGGGCGAGGGGGACGCGCCCGCCGCGGUGAGGGCGUACACGGGCCUGACGCGCGGGCACCUCGCGCCCAUGGAUACCGUGACCGCCCUCGUCAGGACCGAGUCCGGUGCUGUGGGCACCUACUGCCACUCUGCGGGGACGCUGGCGAGCGCCUUUGAGUGGGAUGUUGCCUGCGAGAGGGGCGCCGUCCGGUCCGACGGGGACCUGGUGACGGUGACGGGGGAGGACGGGACCAAGGUUGAGACGAGGUUUGAGCGGACGAGCGGCGUGCGGGAGGAGGUGGACGCUUGGGCGGGCAGCAUCCUGGACGGCGGGGGCGAGGCUGCGCCGAUGCAGAGCGCGCGGGAGGCCUUGGCCGAUUUGGAGUUUUUGGAGGCCAUGUUUGCGAGUGGUGCCGAGGGCGGCGAGGAGCGGCGGCUCGUGUUGCAGAGGUGGUGA